Molecule: messenger RNA, 471 nt
Organism: Ramularia collo-cygni
Lineage: Eukaryota; Fungi; Ascomycota; Dothideomycetes; Mycosphaerellales; Mycosphaerellaceae
Product: related to H+-transporting two-sector ATPase lipid-binding protein precursor
Exons: 4
Coding region: 1-471 (156 amino acids)
Biological process (GO): proton transmembrane transport; proton motive force-driven ATP synthesis
Molecular function (GO): proton transmembrane transporter activity
Source: RefSeq, a predicted model, not a curated record
AUGGCUUCUUCCCUCCGCAUGGCUGCCCCUAAGAUGGCUUCUAUUGCCGCACAGAGCUCCGUCAAGGUCGCUCGCCCAAUGAUGAAGMCAGCUCAGCUCCAGAAGUUCGCUCGUGCCUACUCCGGUGCCGCUGCCCGCCAGACCUCUGCCUUCAACACCAUGAAGCGCACCUCCACCCUGAUGAACUCCGCCCGCACCCAGGUCUCCACCCAGGCCAAGCGUGCCUACUCCUCUGAGAUGGCCAACGCCCUCGUCCAGGUCUCCCAGAACAUUGGCAUGGGUUCCGCUGCCAUCGGUCUCGGUGGUGCCGGUAUCGGUAUCGGUCUCGUUUUCGCUGCCCUCCUCCAGGCUGUUGCCCGCAACCCAUCUCUCCGUGGCCAGCUCUUCUCCUACGCCAUUCUUGGUUUCGCUUUCGUCGAGGCCAUCGGUCUUUUCGACCUCAUGGUUGCCAUGAUGUGCAAGUACGUCUAA